AUGCAAAACAAGUUCCUAUUAUAUAUAUUUGCAACGAUAUUAUUUACAGUGGAUGCUGGUGAUCUUAAGGAUCAACGACAUCUUGGAGAUAAUUCAAAAUGCAUGAAUUGUAUUUGCAAAAGUACAAGUUCCAGUAGCUUAAACUUUUUUCUUAUUGGUGAUAGUGGAGGAAUACCUGUUUUCCCAUAUAAAACUUACGCUCAGAUUAAGGUGGCUGAAGCUAUGGUAAAAUUAUCGAAAAGCCACCGAGUGAAGCCUAAGUUUAUUAUGUCAGCUGGUGAUAACAUUUACUAUAACGGCGUAGCGAACGAAAAUGAUGAGAGAUUCAGAACAUCAUUCGAAGAUAUAUAUAAUGAUGAAGCACUUGAUAUUCCUUGGUAUAUGAUUGCGGGCAAUCAUGACCACUUUGGCAAUAUAACUGGCCAAAUCGCUUACACAGAUAGGAGUACAAAAUGGAAAUUUCCAUCAUUAUACUACAAGAUUUCAUAUGCGUUUGGUAAUGAUCCCACAUUGGUUGAUUUUAUUAUGAUCGACACAGUUAUGCUGUGUGGUAAUACAAGAGAUAUUGAUAAUGCGAAUUUUCUGGAAAUGAUCAUAUCGCAAAAAAUUGAAAACCCAAAUAAGCCAAAGGAUCCCAAGGCAGCUGAAGAGCACCUGGACUGGAUCGAACUACAAAUUAAUACUUCAAAAAGCGAUUAUCUAUUUGUUGUGGGCCAUUAUCCAAUUUAUUCAGUAGCUGAUCAUGGACCUACACAAUGCCUAAUUGACAAGCUAAAUCCCAUAUUAAAAAAAUACCAUGUCUCAGCCUAUUUCUCUGGACAUGACCACAAUUUGCAACAUUUGGUCGUUUCCUAUGAAGAUCCGAUGCAACCUAAUGAGAAAUUUGUGAUGAAUUAUAUUGUGUCCGGUGCCUCAUCUCGAUCAGAUAAUUCGAAAAAGCACAUGAAAGAUAUUCCUCCUGAUUCGCUACGUUUUCGUUAUCCAAGCUCUUUCAAUCCACUAUCACAACUUGGUUUCACAAAUGGUGGUUUUAUCGCAGUUAACAUUACAAAAGAAGGUGGGAAUUUUCUGUUCUAUAAUGGAUUAAUUCAUCAAAAAUAUUCUUGUUAUAUAAAACCACGUAAAAUGGUUUAA
Messenger RNA from Dracunculus medinensis (Guinea worm), 1134 nucleotides. NCBI's taxonomy places the organism in Eukaryota, Metazoa, Nematoda, Chromadorea, Rhabditida, Dracunculidae. The record is from the annotation of a GenBank genome assembly.